Messenger RNA from Drosophila eugracilis, 1893 nucleotides. RefSeq names its product tetraspanin-33. The coding region runs from base 194 to 1108 and encodes 304 amino acids. Gene Ontology annotation, cellular component: membrane. The record is from RefSeq and is a predicted model, not a curated record. NCBI's taxonomy places the organism in Eukaryota, Metazoa, Arthropoda, Insecta, Diptera, Drosophilidae. The transcript is spliced from 3 exons. Gene Ontology annotation, biological process: protein maturation; protein localization to plasma membrane.
UUCAUUGUUUGUAAUUACACAUUUUACUUUUCGUGCAAUAUUAAAUAAGUUUUAAAAUGUAUUAAACGAGAUUAAUUAAAAUCUAAUAAUAAACACCUCUGCAAAUGCGAAUAAACGACCAUCAGUGCUUACUGGUUUAAAAGUGAAAUCGGGCGAAUACGUAUUAAGAUAAAGAUACAGAUAAACACUGACGAUGAGCAACUACCGUUAUCAGGGGGGCGGCGUCGGAGGCGGGGGAGUGGCCGGGGGGCGUGGCUACAGUGGGAUCGAGGUGCAUGAAGUAAUGCAUCCUCACCAUUUCACAUAUGUGAGCCAGUGCGUCAAGUACAUGAUCUUCCUGUUGAACUUCGUGUUCUGGUUAUUUGGCGGCUUGCUCUUGGGAAUCGGUAUAUAUGCCUUCAAGGAUAAAUGGGAGGAGGCCAACGGUUCUGUGCGACUUGAGAACUUCUACGAUGUAUUCCUAAACAUAUCCCUGGUUAUGAUUCUCGCCGGCAUGGUUAUCUUUUUGGUCAGUUUCUCUGGAUGUUUGGGAGCAUUGCGGGAGAACACCUUCUUGCUGAAGGCGUACUCCAUGUGUCUGCUGCUCUUCUUCCUUAUGGAGAUGGCAAUCGCUAUCAUUUGCUUCGUUUGCCCGCAGUACAUGAACACCUUUCUGGAGAAACAGUUCACAGACAAGAUCAUCCACUCCUAUCGCGAUGAUCCGGACUUGCAGAAUUUCAUCGACUUUGCUCAACAGGAGUUCAAGUGCUGUGGUCUCAGCAAUUCCGGCUACCAAGAUUGGAGCAAAAAUGAGUACUUUAACUGCAGCUCACCGUCGGUGGAGAAGUGUGGAGUACCCUACAGUUGCUGCAUCAAUGCCACUGAUAUAUCCUCGGGACUUGUGAACAUCAUGUGUGGCUACGGCGUUCAAGCGACUCCGGUACCAGAAGCCAGAAAACGGAUUUGGACAAGCGGUUGCAUCGAGAUCGUAAGGGUCUGGGCAGAGCAUAAUCUGUAUGUGAUUGCUGGCAAUGCCCUGGGCAUCGCCCUCAUCCAGUUGCUGGUCAUCUAUUUGGCCAAGACACUAGAAGGCCAAAUCGAGCUGCAAAAGUCGCGCUGGCGGGCGUGAGAUUCGGGACAGCCCGAAUUUUACGGGCUUUACGAUCACACCUGAACGAUACAUACUAUGUACACAAUCUCUCACUGCCUAGUUUUAUAAACCACUCUUCUACGAAAGGACUGUCAAAUGUUAAAACCUAGCGAAGGUAUUGCCAUUAGUCAAUAUGCAAAUACUUAUACAUGAAAUCGUGACAAACUAUAUGACAGUCUUAAAGUAGUUGAGGUUUCUAUAUUUAAAUACCUCUUUUUUUAUUUUAAAAAUAGUCUUUGGUGGUUACUUAAAUAAUUUCUGCCGUGCAAUAAUCAUUUUGAACUCAUUUCAAAAGGCAAGAGAACAAUGAGGUAUUACUUGAAGAGAUUUAAAUGUAUUUUAACUUUAAAUUUUUUAAUACGUUCCGUCUAUCUUUUGAUUUCAGACUUAAAGUUUCUGAGAUUACUUUUAGUCUUGAAUAUUUUAAUAUACCGACUAUACCCCUGAUGUUGUAUAUACCUAUACAUAAACUUCCACACUUUUGUAAACUCAUCUAAAACCAUAUACUCACAUAUGCUCAUCUCAAUCCGACCAAACAACGCCAUAUAUUAUGUUUGGCCAGUGUAUAACUUGCUAAAUCUCGACGCAUUUAUUUAUAUGGAUGUACAUAAUGUACGUAAUGCAUUUCUAGUGAAAAACAAUAACCAACAAGGCGCACAAAUCUUGGCUAUCUAUGAACCAUAGCAAUUUUUUAAUGUAUGUAUUAUUAAUCUAGAACCCUAAAAAUGUAGAUUUCUGAUAAUAAAAAACAAAAUAUAAAGACA